AGGCACUCAAAACCCUGUCUGUGCUGGGUAUAUUAGGCAGCCAGUGCUCUUGGCUGGGAGCCCAGACGAGGCUUUUGUAAUCAAAACAUGAUCUUGUAUGCUGUGCAACCAGUGCUGAGAAAGGCCGUCUGAUGGCUCUCCUCUUUUAGCUCUGCUCUGGAAUCCGCCGGGCUUCGCCGCCGAUGUCCAACAUGCACCGAGCUGAUGCUGCUGUGGAUGAUGCAGUGUUAAGGAAGAAGGAGCAGAAAGAUGUUGAACUCGAUAAGAAAAUCUUGGCUUUGCGGAAAAAGAAUGAAGCGCUUAUACGAAGAUACCAGGAGAUAGAAGAGGACAAAAAGCGAGCUGAGCAGGAGGGAAUGGCUGUCACCUCCAGGAGACCCAAGCAAGACGGACUCACUAUUACUAUCACCAAGGCUCACAAUGACCUGAAAGAUGCAAUUACCCAGACUGAACACUAUGGACAAGAUAGCCCAGCCCUCUCGAUGGACAAAAGGAUUGUGAGUGAGAAGUGGGUGAGUCCUUGUCCUACGAGCCCUGGGUUUGGCAUUGGCAGUGAGGAAGAGGAGGAGGAGGAGGAAGCAGAUCAUAUGUUCACAUUCAGGAUGGGGAAGAGGAUGCAGCUGGCUGUCACCAUGGACAACAAAGCCAAGGGCAAGCGGAUCGUCAGUGAGAAACGCACCGAGUGCUUCCCUGGCCCCAGCAGGGUGCCAGACCUGAUUGAAGAAGAGACAGACCAUUUGGUGGCUUUCCGCCGGGGCAGAAGGAUGCAGAUUGCCAUCACCAUGGAUAACAAGGAAAAAGCAGAGGAGAGGAGAACAGCAGAGAAGAGGAGAUCAGACAAUGACAGGGGCCCAGAAAACGAGCACAACCGGAAGGAUGGUGGGAAGUCAGUCCAGAAGGGCCCGGGGGACCUGAGUUUCCCCAUGACUGGACGGGAACGCUCGGAGUACAUACGCUGGAAGAGGGAGCGAGAUCAGAUUGACCUGGAACGACUGGCACGUCACAAGAACGCGAAGGGCGAGUGGCGACGGGCUUGGGAUGUGGAGAAGUCGGAGCACAUGUUUGAAGAGGACUUUGUUAAGGAUGGGGAGCCAGCCUUGGAUAAUCCCAGCAAUAAGAAAGGGGGAAGAAACGCAAGGAAAUUCCAGCACAGGUCCUUUCCUCCCGACGGGAGAGGUGGAGGACAGCAUGGAGUGAAUGUGAGCGAUCCUGGUGUGAAAGCAGUACCUGCUGUGAGCAGCCGAGCCAAAGGGAAGGACAGACUGACGGGAAGAGCCAGAAGAUGGGAUGCAAAAGAAGGCGAGGACAUGUCUUUUCUGAAGGAUGACGUUGAUGGCCAGAGGAGCCUUGGUAAGGACAAGCGGAAGAGCAGAGGUGAGGAGGGGGUGGAAGAGAACUGCACAGAUGAGCUGGAGGAGAAGGUGAAACAGCCAAGUCUCCAAGAUCAUGGGGCCUCCUCAUCACAAAGGCUACAAAGUGGAAAGGUCCAGUCUGCCCACAAUGGCCAGAAGGAGGAGCGGAGAGGAGUGAAGGGCUUCAGCACGGAGGCGUCUGUGGCCAACACAGGUGACUCAGAGCCAGGGCACAAGCCAAGCAAGGAAGGCAAUGGGGAAGAUACCAAUGGGAAGCCUGGCUCUGCUGACAUCUCCCAGGAGAAGGAGAGCACUAACAGCACUGCUUCACAGAGCAGCCUUCCAAGAACCGUGCAAGCCACGAGGCGUGGCAGUGAGGAGACCUUGUCGUUGCCCAUGGGAGCGAAUUUAGAUGGAGAUGGCUUAGAGAAAAUCACAGCUUCAGAACAGAAAUCCACUGAGGAGCCUUCAAACGGCCACGGCGGAAAGCUUGACACAGCAGUGGGAGACAGACUGGAUGCAGAUCAAGGACCGCUGGUGAGAAAAGGAGGGGAGGAAGCGACUCAAGACACUGCCCUUCAGGGGCAAACACUUGCGCUUAAAGGAGGUGAAGAUGCUGAAGGCACCGAACACAGAGGAGAGCCUUUGCCCCCAGGGAAAGCCAACUCUGACGAGACUGUUGUGUCUGAGCAGGACACAGCAAAAUCACAGUCCAGGGAAGGGGACCAGCCUGAGGAUUGCAAGAACAAGGACAGUGGGGACACUCUCAACUAGCAAAGAUUGCACGGGCUUGCCUGAGACAGAAGGAUAACGUGCUGGAGGUGGUGGAUGAGAAGAGAAGAGAAGAGGAGCACAAGCUUCACCUCGCUCUUUGACCUUCUAUGAAACCAGCUCUCAGCACCCAUUCACAACACGUGGGGUCCCCAUCCCCGCCCCCCUCCCAGGUUCAGCAUCACCCUUCCCUAGCCCUACGCCAAAGGACAGGGAAGGCUACACACACUCCUCUCACUUAUCUUUUGUAUUUGUUUUGCCUAUAUUGCAGCUGUGUGGCAAGCCAAUUGAAUGUCUACUGGAUGCACUUUAUUUUAUUUAAUAACUAAUUCUGUUUAAAGUUAAGAUUUUGGUUUCCGGGCACCCCCGUUUCCUCCCCCAGAGGCUGGCAGGGGCUGCGGCAGCUCUCCCUCGCUGUUGGGCAAGCGGAGCAUUAGGAGACAGGGCGAGAGGCGUUACGUUGUAGUUCAGUAGGUGGAUGGGAAAGCAGCGUUCAGAGCAGCUCCUGUGCUAGAGGUUUGUAUGCAGUUGAUGCGUUGGCAGAGACGUUCAGCAGUUGCAUGGGUCGCGGGGCACAAAGAGGGUGGAGCAUUUUUGAAUUGCACCGUGGGGUGCGGGUGCUUUUGACAAGCACACACCAACCACAGUAUUUCAUCCUUUAAAAGCUUGCUUUCCUCCUCCUGGUAGAUGCAGAAGGGCACAGGCAGCAGAGGCUGUAUCAGCACAUCAGGAGACUGCUUUUUGCUAAGGCAGGUGGCUGCUGGGUUGAGCAGGUCUGUGCAGCUCCACAAAACACCCUGCCCGCUGCGCAAGGCUAUGGUAACUGGAGAUACUUGCAGCUCUGUGUGCCAAGCAGGGCAAGGAGGAGGACAGCACAAACGCAAUAAUCUUCCUUCUCCCCCACGCUGCGCAAAGGAGUUGGCAGCAGGACCCAGGCCAAAUUGGAGCUGAAGGUCUAAGGCUUCCUAUCAAAUGCUGUCACCUCCCUGGUUGUGCCUUUCAUAGCCUUGUGCUUGACUAAGGGCAGCAGUUCCCCUGGAGGCUGCCAUGCAGACAUUCUGACCUGGCCUUAAAAGACACCUUUCAAAUCGAGGAUCUGGAUGAGCAUUUAGAAGCAUAAAUGCGCAAGAAUCCCAGCUGCGUGGAUUUCCAAGCAGCUACGAGAUUCACAGCAAGCUAGGACUGAGCUGAAAUGUGGCUCCCGAUUAAGGAGAAGGCAGAAAGCAGGCACGAGGAAUAACACAACGUAAUUUCUGAUUCUGAAUGACAGAGCAGAGAGGGUAUCGCCCUCACUUUGAAGCGCUGCUCUGAAACUUGAUGCAGGAGUAAACGUACAUGCAGACACGGAUGCGUGGAGAUUUAUUGGAUUUCGUUGCAGGAUGAAUUUGCUAACCAAAACAGCAGACUGCCUUGGUGGUAAGGCUGGCAUGUGUGGACUGAAAUACUGUAUGCUGUUUUAAUAAACUAAUACUUGCACAGAUAAACAUUUUGUUUUUCCAUGUAACUUAGAUCCAUAGCACCUAUCUCAUGAAGGAUGAGCCUGGGAAUUUCCUCUACAUGCCACAUUCAGGAGAGUUUACUGGCUUCAGACGAGGUAUUGUCAAGAAACAGAGUGUGCCGCUUUCAUGUUUUACCAGUAGCAACUUCUUCACCCCACCAAAACCCAGGAUGGGUUUAUUUGGAUUUAUCCAACAGAUGAAAGAACAGAUAGAUAAAAGCCAGAUUGUAAAACUGCUCCAGGUCCUGGAGAUUCUCCAUCACUGUUAAAGGCUGAUUUUCCUUAUCUGACUGGCUCAAAAACCUGCUUGCAAUUGUUUAAUUUUUUAAAUUUAUUCUUAUUUUCUACAUCUAAGUCACUUACCUCAAUCUUGGUCCCGUCAGCCUGAGUCAUUACCAGCACACCCCAGGCGCUGGCUUGCCACGCGAGGCGCAGUCGGGGACCCCGCGCCAGUGGGGCUCAGCGCCGUCGGGCUCACAGCCAGGCAGGCACCAACUUCUACACUGCCCUGCUCCAGCACGCACUUGUAGAGGUGAAAAAACCAGCUGCAAUUGUUUCCAUAUCUUACCACUCCAGGCUUCUUUUUGAAAGGAAAACAGUCACUUUCCCCCCCUCCCCGUUCCCUCCUUUUUCUCCUGUAAAUCCAAGUAACUUUGCAUUUAAUGCUGCCUAGGAAGGACUGAGUCCGUACCGAGCUCCAGGGAUGGGGCUGUACGGAUGAUGGGGCUGUUCUAAGUGUAAUUGUUUUCCUGCUCAUUAACACUUUCCUCGAAUGCACUUUGGUUGGUGCCUGGAUUGCAAUUUUUCAGAAAACUGUGGCUAGCUGUUUCUUUACAGCGAGAGAAAAGACUGAAAAGUUAAAAAAUCUGAUGCAGAGGGAUUAUUUAUGUGAAAUAAAAGUUGUAAUGAGGAAAAAGCUCCAGUUUCUUAGUGUUUCUCAGCCCCACAUG
Molecule: messenger RNA, 4571 nt
Organism: Chroicocephalus ridibundus (black-headed gull)
Lineage: Eukaryota; Metazoa; Chordata; Aves; Charadriiformes; Laridae
Gene: CCDC9B
Product: coiled-coil domain containing 9B
Exons: 14
Coding region: 183-2126 (647 amino acids)
Source: RefSeq, a predicted model, not a curated record